Messenger RNA from Serpula lacrymans var. lacrymans S7.9, 6319 nucleotides. RefSeq names its product glycosyltransferase family 2 protein. The record is from RefSeq and is a predicted model, not a curated record. Lineage: Eukaryota; Fungi; Basidiomycota; Agaricomycetes; Boletales; Serpulaceae. Gene Ontology annotation, cellular component: myosin complex; cell septum; cell periphery. Bases 1 to 5979 code for a protein of 1992 amino acids. Gene Ontology annotation, molecular function: chitin synthase activity; ATP binding; cytoskeletal motor activity. The transcript has 13 exons.
AUGGCCUCAGCAUCGGCCUCGCUAUCCACCCAUGCUGUUAGUUCCGGUGACCUCGUCCACCUUGUUUCUUCGUCGUCGUCUGCGAUAGUCUAUCCAUCCGACGACGUUAUCCUCACCGUUCUCAACACUCGCUUUCGCGCUGAUUUACCUUACACAAGAAUUGGGACAACCAAUCUUUUAGUCGUUAACCCGUACAAAACACUAGCCAAUGUCAACGACAUCAACGCGAAGGAGUAUGAGGAGCGGUGUUACAAAGACACUAGUCUACCUCUCGUGGAUGCUUCCAAAUCCCUUCAACCUCAUGUAUAUGAGCUUGCAGCGAAGAUGUAUCUUCUUAUGAGACGAAGAAACGAGUCGCAGUCUGUUCUGACCAGGGGUAUUACAGGUUCCGGAAAAUCCUCUAGCAGUCGCUUGAUUCUGAACCAGCUCCUUCGACUGUCGGCUCACUCGAAGAAGGAGUUGAGAGUCGCAGAUCAGGUGAAGGCAUUGGGACCUCUUCUCGACGCGUUCGGAAAUGUGAAAACUCUCAUGAAUCCAAAUGCAUCGCGUCACAGCCGUUAUCUCGAGCUCCAUUUCAAUGACCGUGGUCGCAUCGAAUCUGCGAAAGUCCUUGCAUUUGGACUGGACAAAUCUCGGCUUGUCCGACUUUCACACGAGGAACGCUCUUACCACGUUUUUUAUCAAUUCUUAGCUGGUGCUACUCCAGAGGAACGGGAUAUUUUCAACCUUGAAGACCCAUCUGAUUAUGCGCUUCUCGCUUCCUCUGGGUGCUAUCGCCUUCCCUCUGGUCCAUUUAGCGAUGAUGCCAUCUCUAUGGAAGAGCUUCGCGCGGCUAUGAAAACUCUAGGCUUCAAGUCUAAACAUAUGACGUCCAUAUUCACUCUUCUCGUGGUCAUUCUCCUGCUCGGGAAUCUGCAAUUCACCGAAGCAGAUGCUAGAGACGUAUCCGCUUACGUGGCAAACACUCAAGUAUUAGACCAAAUCGCACGUUUGUUGGGCGUGUCUUCAGAGGACCUCACUCAGACGCUCACCAACAAGACGAAUUACGUUCGUAAGGAACUAUACACCGUGUUGCUCAAUGCCGAACAGAGCGCUGCCCAACGUGAUUCAUUUGUACGCGACCUAUAUGCCAUUCUCUUUGCUUUUGUGGUCGAGACAGCCAAUCACAAGAUUGUAUCAGCAAACAAGGAUGUACUUCCUUCCACUCAGAUACUCAUGUUUGAUCAGCCUGGAUUCCAGACUCGUGGACCUACUGGAACAGGCUCUAUGGCGUUUACCGGUUCUGCACCUUUGGUUUCUGCUUAUGGUCAAAAUGCAUUCGACGAAUUUGCUAUCAACUUUGCUGAUGAAAUGGUACACUCAUAUGUGUUGCGGAAUACUUUCGAAGAUUCUGUGGGGUAUAACGGCCAUAUCACUGGUGAUGGUGCCCCCUUACCCGCGGUUACUAUCAUGGACAAUUCGGCGUGCGUCGAACUAUUGAGAGGUGCGCAGCUGAGUGAGAAGGCUACUCGCAAGCCAGGAGGUCUCAUAGGGCUCACAAGCAAAGCCUGUUCGGCUUUCAAGUCUGGAAAAGCAGGGGAAAACAAAGACGAGGAUUUGUUGCAGGACCUCGUCGCUAAGCUCGGUGUUCAUACAUCAUUUGUGGCCAGUCCCAGCAUUGGAGGUGCUAACGAGAGAAAUCUCUUUGGUAUCAACCAUUAUGCUGGCAAUUGCUCGUACGACAUCACCGAUUUCAUCGAAAAAGAUUCUGAUCUGCUCGAUUGCGCAUUUGUCACGUUGCUGCGCAAUUCUACCGACUCCUUUGUAUCCAAGCUUGUUUCCGGUCCUUCUUUGGCAGUAGAGAGACACUCAAAAGAUGAGGCCAUAAUCGUUCAAGCUCAGGUAUCUUCUCGACCACUGCGCCAACCCACACCGAUUCCAGCUCGUUCUCCUGUGAUAAAUAAGGAAGAGCACGCUAGACUUGAUCCGACCAAAAUAUACACAGUUACUACACAAAUGAACCACACCCUAUCAGAGAUUUUCUCCAGUCUCGAUCGUACCCGCUUAUGGACUAUAUCCUGUAUUCGUCCCAACGAUUCUAGCUCUCCCAACUCUUUCGACAAGCGACGAGUGAAGGCACAAGUUCGGUCCCUUCUUAUACCUGAUUUGGUGGCCAAACGCAGCGUUGAGUACGUUGCAGAUCUUGAGUUAUCUGAGUUCUGCGACAGGUAUGUCCCAACCAUGCGAGGCUCCGAGCAAGAGCGAAUACGCCAAUGCGCGGCUGCGAACGGUUGGAGAGACGGGGUCGAUUUCGUUGUUGGGCAUAGGAUGAUAUGGGUGUCAUAUAGUGCUUGGAAAAUGGUCGAAGAUGGUCUAAGAGUUGUCGAGAAAGAGCAACGAAGAGCCUUGCGUGACGGGGGAGAUGACGAGGAAAGCAUGGCUGACGAUGGGACGGAGUACACCCAUACGGAAGGUGGUGGCGGAGGUAAUGGGAGCUUUUACAAUGAGAGCCACGACAAUUUGCUGGUUGCUCGUAGGGGUAGCAAUGGCUCUCAAUACCGUGAAGCUAACCAAAGCGCUGCCUACGGUCUGAACGGUCCUUCGACGCCUGCUGCAGGAGCUCCUGCUUAUAGCGAUGCCGACGACGGAUGGGGUUCGGAGUGGGAUAAGAAAGGCGAAGCUGGUGACAGAACACCCCCGUUUCUUUCCAAGGAAGGAGGCAUGAUAGUCAAUCCAGCUCCUGCUGCUGUAGAGGAGAUGCCCACCAGUCGCGCCCGUCGCAUGUGGCUUUAUCUGGUCUGGGGUUUCACUGGACUGAUACCUUCUUUCGUUCUCCAUCACGUAGGACGCAUGAAGCGACCUGAUAUCCGACUAGCAUGGCGAGAAAAGGUCACGAUUUUCAUGCUCAUCUUCCUCAUGAACGUGCUUGUCAUCUUCUACAUCGUGGAAUUUGGUCGUCUCCUUUGUCCUAAUUUCGACAAGGUUUGGUCUACAAAUGAAGUCGCUCAGCAUACAGGGAACAGUGAUUAUUGGGUGGCUAUUCAAGGUCAAGUUUAUGAUGUUUCGAAUUUCAUCCAUGGCGACCACAGUGAUAUAUCCGGUAUAGCAAGUAACUCAGUAGAUACCUUGGAUCAGCUUGCUGGGCAGGAAUUGACAGACUACUUCCCUCCGCCGUUGAUACUGGCUUGCCCGGGCCUUGUUUCACAACCGACUCUUCAACUAACAUACAAAAACUUCACCCCAACCGUACAAACGGCAAUGCACAAUUCCGGUGCAACGCAGUCCGCACAGAAUACCUUACUAGAUCAAUCUGACUGGUAUACUAGCGUUUUCCUCCCGAAGAUUAAGCAAUACCGCAAAGGUCCUUUAGUUUGGGACACUAAUGUUAUCGCUUCUCAGGCCCAGGAUCAAAAUAUUCAGCGGCUGUGGGCUAUCUGGGAAGGAAGCAUUUACGACCUAACGGAUUACGUCAAUACUGUCACCAUCAAUCAAGGUGCUACCAAUCUAUAUCAAUUUUUGGACAACAAUGUCGCAUCAGUUUUCAAGCAACAGGCGGGUCAAGAUGUCACUAGUUCUCUGAACCAAGUGCUCGCUGGCAUGGAUCCUAAUACGGCUGCGCAAAAUGUAAAUUGCCUCAAGAAUAUGUUUUAUCUUGGUGAGACGGAUUUCCGCAAGACUGCAAGGUGCCAAGUACAAAACUACUUGCUGUUGGUUUUCACGAGUAUUCUAUGUGCCUCAAUUGCUUUGAAAUUUCUUUCUGCCUUGCAACUUACCGGAAAACGAUCCCCGGAAAUGCUCGAUAAAUUCGUCCUUUGUCAGGUCCCAUGUUACACCGAAAGUGAAGAUUCGCUUCGCCGGACUAUUGAUUCAUUGGCCGCUCUGAACUACGACGACAAACGAAAGCUGAUGUUCAUUAUCUGCGACGGUAACAUCAUCGGUAGUGGAAACGAUAGGACGACUCCCCGUAUCGUGUUGGAUAUACUUGGAGUUGAUCCCAAGCUUGAUCCCGAGCCGCUUCUCUUCAAAUCCAUUGGCGAAGGCUCGAAGCAGCUGAAUUAUGGCAAGGUAUAUUCCGGUUUGUAUGAGUUCGAAGGUCACGUCGUGCCAUACAUGGUCGUUGUAAAAGUAGGAAAGCCCACGGAGCGCUCAAAGCCAGGAAACCGAGGAAAACGUGACAGUCAAAUACUAUUGAUGCACUAUCUCAAUCGAGUCCAUUUCGAUGCUCCGAUGUCGCCACUGGAAUUGGAGAUUUACCACCAGAUGAGGAAUGUUAUCGGCAUUGAUCCUGCCUUCUACGAAUAUAUCUUCACCAUAGAUGCUGACACAAGUGUUACACCAGACUCUUUGAAUCGUCUAGUGGCUUGUGCUGCAGAUGAUUCCAGCAUCAUAGGCAUAUGUGGCGAGACUAAAUUGAUGAAUGAGGAAGGAUCCUGGUGGACUAUGAUUCAGGUCUACGAGUAUUACAUAUCCCAUCAUCUCUCUAAGGCAUUCGAGAGCUUGUUUGGAUCAGUGUCAUGUCUCCCUGGAUGUUUCUCUCUUUAUCGAAUCCGUACCGCUGAUAAGGGUAGACCGAUCAUCAUAUCCAAUCGUAUCAUUGACGAGUAUGCUGAGGGGAACGUCGACACCCUACACAAGAAGAACCUAUUUUCUCUGGGUGAAGAUCGCUUUUUGACGACUUUGUUGCUCAAACAUUUCCCAACCUUCAAGACGAAAUUUUCUCCUGAUGCCGUUGCACAUACUAUGGCUCCCGAGUCUUGGCGAGUUUUAUUCUCUCAGCGUCGGCGAUGGAUCAAUUCUACCGUUCACAACUUGUGCGAAUUAAUAUUGUUACCUGAGCUCUGCGGGUUCUGCUGUUUCUCCAUGCGCUUCUUUGUCUUUAUUGAUCUUUUGGGCACUAUCAUAUUACCGGCCACUGUGGUAUAUUUGGUUUACCUGGUGGUCGUCGUUGCUACUGGUAAUGCGGCAUUGCCCAUCAUUUCCAUUAUCAUGCUAGGAAUCACCUAUGGGUUACAAGCCUUGAUUUUCAUCAUCAAACGAGAAUUCAUGUUAGUUGGCUGGAUGGUAGUGUACCUCAUUUCUUAUCCGGUGUACAGUCUAUUUCUGCCCGUCUAUUCCUUCUGGUGCAUGGAUGACUUUACAUGGGGUAAUACUCGUGUUGUCAUCGGUGAGGGCGGGAACAAGAAGGUCGUUAUGAACGAGGAUGAAAGAUUUGACGAGUCCAUGAUUCCUCUCAAGAAAUUUAGUGAAUACGAAGCUGAAGCUUGGGAGACCGGGUCUCAUCGAUCUCAGGAAACUGGUUAUAGCAAACCUCAGUCACGAUUCCUUCCUUCACGCAAAGGGUCACCCCACAGCUUCCAUCCUUCAGAAGGAGGCGAUUAUUAUCGAGAUACCAAUCUAACCUUGAGCAACACGUCGAACCCCAAUAUCCGCCUACCGCACAUGGCCAACUCACAGCAUAGCCACGGGUCUCGACACGGCGGUUCGCAAUAUGGUGGGCAGCCUCCCGUCUCCCAAUACGGGCUCCCCCAGAUACCAUUUAUGCCAUUCAGCGGAGGUCCUGGUUCUGCGGCUGGUUCCGACUAUGGCGGACAAGUACCUAUACACAUGCCUCCGAUGGGAUACCAACACACUGGUAGUAUGUAUGGGAUGAUGCCUGUGGAUCCACGUACGACGGUGAUGACGAAUAUGAACAUGUUCACUGGAUCGGGUUCACAAACUGGUGGAUAUGGAGCUUUGCCUGCGAUAGGAGAUGCGCGACCGAUAUCAACAUUUUCCAUGGCAACAUCUGUUAAUCCUUUCGCGGGUCCAAGCAUGAUUACGGAUCCAACAGAUGACGACUUAUUCAAUGCAUUGCGAAACUAUUUGAGCACUCAGGAUCUAAUGACAGUCACGAAGAAGACUGCACGCGAGGCGAUCAUGGCUCGUUUCCCCAAGGCUGACUUGACAUUAAGAAAAGACUUCUUAAAUCAGUCGAUAGACAAAAUCCUUUCCCAGUCGUAGAGGGUAAUCCCAUUACAAGAUCUUAUCUUCUUUUUUUCUUCUUCUAUGAGUAGAGCCUGAAAACUUGCCCUGGACUUGCCCUGAACUUUUAAACCUUAUUCAUCUUCUUCACGUUGAACUGCACUUUCCUUUGUUAUCGAUCUUUUAGUCAACUAGCUUUCGCAUUUCCAAUUUCAGCAUCCUUCGCUCCUCAGGUCAAUUUAACGUUGUAAUAGAUUUCUUGGACACGUUCGGUACGGACGAUAGCAUUAUCUUACUACUAUAAUCUCCCUGGAUAGGGGACUGAUACAUCCAGGAGUUGGUGUAUCUUUUCAUAUACAAUCUCAAAAUUUUACCUUAA